AUGGUGGUUUACCCGUGGUUCCACGAAACAUCAAAUUUAGAUUCGUCCGAUAUAAGGACGGAAAUAAGCAUCGACGAUGCUUGUCCGAUGUGUUCGUGUUCGGGCGUCGUUGCCGAAGUUGACGGAGAGCAAAGUGGUAAAUUUUUAUACCACAUCGGUCCCCGACAGGGAAAAUCCGGUCACGUUUGUUUGAGAGUUAAAAAAAAUAUGCCAUCGAAUGAAUUGGAAAACGAAGAAGGUAAGACUGGGGGGGGAAGGGGAAAAUGGAGCUUUUAA
Molecule: messenger RNA, 276 nt
Organism: Pediculus humanus corporis (human body louse)
Lineage: Eukaryota; Metazoa; Arthropoda; Insecta; Psocodea; Pediculidae
Exons: 2
Coding region: 1-276 (91 amino acids)
Source: RefSeq, a predicted model, not a curated record